AUGAGUUCCGAAUGGGAUUCAUCACUCGAUCACUGGAGGAAGUUUUUCGAGACAGCGGAUACCAACAUCUUUGACAUCAUUGAGCAGGCGAUAAGGGUUGCUGCUACAGACCAUCCGGAGGAGUUCAAGUGUAGAAGAGAUAGUUUUGCUGAGCAUCUCCUCAGCUUCAAACUCCGUAGGUGCUCUGGAUCAAAGAAAGGAGAGAAAAAGAGUAGUGAUAGAGGAGAUGAUUUUAGCAAAACGGAAACAGUAGCAUUGACUGCAAACAGUGUGAUAGGUUCAUCUGAUACAAUGAAUCCAUGUUCUGUUUCUUUUGGUGGAGUAGUUUCUGAUGUCGAUGAAGAAAAAAAGCUCAGAGCAACACUGGAGAACACCAAGAAGAGACUUAGAGAAGGGUACCAGCGAGCUGAAAAUGCCAAGAAGCUUCGCAAAAUACAAGUUAUGGAUUUGAAGGAUCUUCCCAAGCAAGGGCUUGGAAACCACAAAAGACAAAUUUAUACUAGACAGAGAUGA
Molecule: messenger RNA, 513 nt
Organism: Telopea speciosissima
Lineage: Eukaryota; Viridiplantae; Streptophyta; Magnoliopsida; Proteales; Proteaceae
Product: probable mediator of RNA polymerase II transcription subunit 26a
Exons: 1
Coding region: 1-513 (170 amino acids)
Source: RefSeq, a predicted model, not a curated record